ACAUCGGGUAUUUCCGUAUGCUCGUUACAGUCAAGGUUUAUAUACAUGUUAUCAAAGUUCAAAUAUUCUCUUACAAUAAAACGACAGAAGUGUGUUGUGUUUAUCAAUGUGAUACUAAAUUUAAAUGUUUUGGAGAUAGAGUUAUCAUGAAUAAAAAGAAGACAUUGAUUACUGCGUUGGGCAUGACUAUUGUUUUAAUGUUUAUAGCACUACUGUCCGACUUCUUCAAACCUGUGGCUAAGAGAGCUCCGCCUCCGGUCUCAUCGAAUACAAAGGGACAGAUGCAGAUUUCAUUUCUAUCGGGAGAUAAGAAUUUAAUUACCGAAGCGGAUAACGGAACGGGACCAAUUUUACUAACAAGAAAAAGUUCAGAAAUUUAUUAUCAGGACAUCAGAACCGGCCAAACCCAGUCGAACGCUAAGCAAAAGUCUUUUCAUACAACGAUUACACCGGCAUUGACAAAGACAACAGACAGCAUAACUGAUUCUGAAAAUAAGAAUGAGGCUACUCAUAUAGAAUUUUUGAAAGUACACAAAGCUGCAAGUUCGACUGCACAAAGCAUCAUUCUUCGAUUCGGACUAAAACGAAACCUGUCAUUUGUGAUUCCUACUCCAACCCAUUAUAUAUCUACUCAGAAAUAUUUCUUUAGUGACAUAUGGCCACCUUUGCCGGAAAAGCCGAAUGCGCACCAAAGAGUGGAUAAGAAUAUAAAAUCUAAUCAUAAAUAUGAUAUUCUUAGCCACCACAUGGUUUUUAACCAUAAAAAGGUUUCACAACUUCUGUAUAACGAUACAGUUUAUGUUGCAAUUGUUCGAGAUCCAUUCGACCUUUUCAUUUCAUCCGCUUGUUAUUACAAGUUCGCUCUAAAGUCGCCAUAUCCAUAUUUAGGCAAACUGUCCAACGAAACUUUUAUUACAGAUCUAAUAAGAAAUCCGAAGCAAAACGAGGCAACAACUAUGUCCGAGUCUAUGACCUUUAACUCUAUGGCGUAUGAUUUUGGUAUGUCCCUUAGUCUUAGGACAGCUGAAAAAAUAACCGAACAAAGCUUUGUGGAAUUUCUAAACAAAACGGGAAAUAUUUUUCAUCUUGUGAUGGUCGUUGAAAAGUUCGAUGAAUCGUUGGUGUUACUGAAGAGGUACUUAAACUGGACAUUACAAGAUAUAUUGUAUAUCAAAAUUAAUACAUUUUCACCAAAUAACGUUAGCAAUCUAUCGGAUUAUUUUGGUGUAACAGCAGACGACAUGACAAUUUUCAGAAAGAGAAACAAAUUUGAUUACGGAAUAUAUAAUUUCUUUAAAGACCGUUUGGAAAAACAAAUUUCAAAAGAAGAAUUUUUCACAGACGAAGUGGAGCAUUUUAAAGUAAUGUUACGCGAUGUUCAAAAGUUUUGUUCUAAAGUGGAGGCAGAACAGUUAAAAGCCAAAGAGUGCAUGCAAAAUACAGAUGAUUCAUUGGACAUUAAAUAUAGUGAAGGCAUUAAGAAUAAUAACACAGAACUCGAAAAUAGCACGCAGUUUAAAAAUCAGGAGCUAUUAAAAUCCAUUAAUUUGAUAAUUACAACAAAGAACGUGUCAGCUGGUCAAAAGAAGGAAUUACACGAGUUAUUCGAAUUAAUAGAAAGUGACUCGCUAGAAACAACAACAAUGAAUCUCUCAAAACUUUUACCAUUGCUUUUUCGGGACAGGGAUUGCCCAAGUACUCGUGAAUCAAAACUCUUGGUUCCAGAGUCAAAAUGGAAUAAGAACUUUUAUGUGACAUCACGUGACUGUGACAUUAUGACGAAGGAUAUUAUGUCACUUUACGAAAUAGUGAAACAAAACCAUUUAAAAGUCCAGAUUGAAGAUAAGUUUGGCAAUAAUUUUUCAAUUAUUGAGGUUGUUAAAUAUUUAUCAACAUUCACCUAAAUGACCAGUGUCGGACAUUUAAACAAUUUUGUUUUCGGUUAUUUAUUUUAGCGGCAACGAUGGCUUGAAACAGUAUCGUGCGAUUGUUAUAUAAAAAGGUGAAUCUAGCGCCAGUGUGGAAAUGUUUGCCUUGAUCUUUAACCUGAGCGUUCAAGCAAUUAUAUUUAGAAGAAAAUGCUUGAUCUGUACCCUUAAUGCAUGCUGCCCGUUAUAGAUACAGUUAUUUAAAAAAUGUUCACGGCCAAAAGUUCAUAUUUUCAUUUCUCUUAGAUCAUCUAGAUCUAGAAGAACCAUAUUCAAUGUAGCAAAAAUUGUAAACUUAGUUGUUAAGCUACCUGGAUCAGCUGCUUCUUAAUUAAGGAAAUACUGAUGUAAAUAUAGUUACUCGCAUUG
Mercenaria mercenaria is the source of this 2297-nucleotide messenger RNA. RefSeq lists its product as uncharacterized. Gene Ontology annotation, biological process: glycolipid biosynthetic process. NCBI's taxonomy places the organism in Eukaryota, Metazoa, Mollusca, Bivalvia, Venerida, Veneridae. Gene Ontology annotation, molecular function: galactosylceramide sulfotransferase activity. The record is from RefSeq and is a predicted model, not a curated record. The transcript has 3 exons. The coding region runs from base 18 to 1904 and encodes 628 amino acids. Gene Ontology annotation, cellular component: membrane.